UGAAAUUUGGAAGUGAGCCAAAGGUAGUUUUGCUCAUAAUAUAAAGCAGCAGGCUGUGAGGACAAAGCUCUACCGACGUCGAAUGAAAUAUCUUUUAAACUUUGAACUGUAAACAGAAAGUGGUGUAACUGCUGCUUUCGGCGCGUUGAAGGAAGGUCUUUCUCUGAAAUUAUAGAGAUGUUAGAAUGUGAAAUGUUUUGCCUUUGUGUAUCUAGAAGUUAAGCAAAAUGCUGAUGCUUUUAGGUUGUAGCUUGGUAUGUGUUAUGAUGCUUCUGCUUUAUUUGCAGGGCACAGAAUACUAUCUUGUGAAAUGGAAAGGAUGGCCAGAAUCUUCAAAUACUUGGGAACCUCAGAAAAAUCUGCAAUGCCCAUUGCUUCUUCAAAACUUUCUUAGUGACAAGAGUGAAUACUUGUCUCGGGUGAGAGAAGUCAAAGCACUGAAAGUGAGAAAUCACAUUAAAGCUUUGAAACCUGAGGUUGCAGAUUACAUUGUAAAGAAGGCUAAGCAAAGAAUAGCUCUGCGGAGGUGGAAGGAAGAACUCAACAGGAAAAAGAAUCAUAAAGCAAUGAUUCUGGUAGAAAAUACUGUGGAUCUUGAAGGCCCUCCUUUAGACUUCUACUACAUUAAUGAGUAUAAACCUGCACCAGGAAUAAAUGUAAUAAAUGGAAUAACGACUGGCUGUGAAUGCACUGACUGUCCUGCUGAGAAGUGCUGUCCAAAGGAGGCUGGAUUUAUUUUGGCUUACAAUAAACAAAAGAAGUUGAAAAUCCAGCCCGGCUUGCCCAUCUAUGAAUGCAAUUCGUUUUGUAGGUGUGGGCCUGACUGCCCUAAUAGGAUAGUACAGAAAGGCACACCGUAUUCUCUUUGCAUCUUCAGAACUAACAAUGGCCGUGGUUGGGGAGUAAAAACCCUCCAGAAAAUUAAAACCAACAGUUUUGUGAUGGAGUAUGUUGGAGAGGUGAUCACAAGUGAGGAAGCAGAGAGACGAGGCCAGCUCUAUGACAACCAGGGAAAUACAUACUUGUUUGAUUUGGACUAUGACUCAGAUGAAUUUACAGUAGAUGCAGCUCGAUACGGAAAUGUGUCCCACUUUGUGAAUCACAGUUGUGAUCCAAAUCUUCAAGUCUUCAAUGUGUUUAUUGAUAACCUCGACUUGCGUCUUCCUCGAAUAGCACUGUUUUCUACACGAACCAUCAAGGCUGGAGAAGAGCUGACCUUUGACUAUCAGAUGAAAGGUUCAAUAGAUCUGACUUCAGACUCUGCUGAUGGCCUUAGCCCAUCCAGAAAGAGGAUCAGAACUGUGUGUAAAUGCGGAGCUGUGUGUUGCAGAGGUUAUCUCAACUGAGUUCGGGUAUCCAAAGUCACAAAUACUUUGCUCUCUUUUAAACGUGUUUUAAAAAGACUCUUCUUUCACAUGUAUAUUCAAGUAUUCUUAUGUCUAAUGUAAAUAAGUACAGUGAAAACAAGGCAUUAUGUUUGUUAUUGAAAUGGCAUCGGCCAAAGAAAGAGUUGUAGUGUUUCAGGCAAAAACAAAACUAUUAACGGGGAUUAAAAUUGAUUUUUAUAGAACUGUUAUUUAGGAAGCAGUAAAACAUGUGCAAAGAGAACUGUUUAAAGUAUACCUUGGUUUGAAUAUUUGCGUGUGAGCUUACAGCCGUAGGCCUUUUAAGAACUGAUUUCAGUGGGAUGAAGUGAUGUUAUGUAUUUGCUAUACCUUGAAAAGUCUGGAGGCAUUUGAUUUGAAUCCUAAAUCAUAGCUGACAGUUCUUUUACUUUUUUUGUUGUAUGAAGAAAAACUUCAAGAGAUUAGCAAUAACGUUUAUGGCACCGGGGUGAAGGAUUAAGGACAGCCAUCAGCCUGUGUCUAAAUGAAGGUUCAUGGGAGUGCAAAUUGUAACAUGUCCAUUGAAAUCCAUGCGCAGAAAGCAACUGGCUUUAGCAGGUUCCAGAUGUAAGAUCAAGGUCUUGAACGUUUUUAGCUGAUGUUAUGUUAUUUAGAAAGUUUAAAAAUAGGUUUCUUUUUUUCAAUUGUUCUAUUCUGAUUUUUAGUUAGGAUGCUAUAGGAGGUCUGCAGUUCUACAGAGAAUUUGUAAAUACUGGAUUAUUGGUAGCAACACAGGCUGUUUGUUUUCAUUGCAGAAAUUUGGCAGUCAUUGCUGAAGCAAAUAAUGAUUAAGUUUUUACAUACUGUGACUUUUUUAUCUAGUGACAGACUUUAAAGAUACUAGGCCUGUUUUUUCUUGUUGCAAAUAUGUUAACUUCAGUGAAGUUAGACUAGGGGUGAGUUUACCCAUUUGCUGUAGACAUUUGUAAGAUGUUCUUGAAUGUAAAGGCUGAGAAACGUUCUUCAGCUGCUUGAGUCCUUUUUUUUUUUUUUUCCUGAUCAUCUUAAAGUUGUCUCGAUCUAUUCAUAAUGUGUGCAAAGUUUUGCUUGGCUUCAGAAGCGCUGAAGAGCAGUUGAGGUAGAUUAUGAGUGGAGUUACAGCCGAGGUCCGUGCUCCAGGGGUGACCUAAGUGCUUUAAUGUCACAGAUUAAAAGCCUGUAAAACUUGCAUAUUGCUUACAAAUCGUGUAAAUGUUGAUAGGGUCAGGCAGAACGUUGCUCCAUAAAUGGAUGCUUCAUAAAUGGAUGCUAGCUAUGUAUCAUAGGUCAGCUGGUUACCUUUAUAAGGUGCACAGCUGUUGGCUCAGGUGAAUGAAGUCAAGUACCCAGCAUAAACUGUUUACUUAAUUUGUUAGAAAAUGCCUUAAAUUUCAUGCUAACUACUCACACUCCAAGAAGAGUGUUUCAAAGGAUAAUACAGGUUGGCUGUUCAUUACGAAGCACAGUUGCAUUUGCACUGAAGAUCCGGCUCUUUGGCAGAAAGUGAAAUUUUAUAUGCUACUAGCCAAAAUCAGUUUCAUGGUUGGGGUGACAAGCAUGGGCCACUGAAAGUGCUGUGUGAGUUUUGUAACUGCAAUACAGAGAUACACGUUGAAAUAGAUACUUUAUAUUGUUUAAUGAAUAGGAGAAAGUUUGCUUAGAUUUAAAAGCAUUGACAUUACCAGGCUCACCUGUAUCCAUGCACUUGGAUAAAUGCUGAAUCUAGUCAAUUUUUAUCAUGCCACACCUCUAAUGAUUUUUUUUUUUUUUUUAAUAUAUAAAGUGGAAUGUGGCGCUCUAAGGUUAGCCGUUAGUUAGAGCAAACUCUAGAUACCUUACAUCAUUUGGAGUCAUUAGCGCUUUCUCUUGCAUGUAGCCCGAGUCGGCGAUGCAUUUCAUGUGGAGGGAAUCUGCAGUCUCCAGCUCCUUAGUCUGCCGCAGUCUGCAGCCUUCCCUGUCGGUACAGGAUGGCGAGAGUGGCUGCGGCAAGAAAUGGAUUCCUUGCCAAAUUGGUUUCUCUGGCCUCUCCCAUACGAGAUGACACAGGGCUGGUUCGACACUUUUUUUGUCAAUCUAUGUCCACGCCCAGUUUGAUUUAAAAAUUGCAAGUAAAUGCAUUUUAAAAGAUCCAGGUCUUAGAAGUUGUACUUGUGUUCAGUGUCUGCCUUUUUCCCAAGGCAGAGUAUGUUACCACCAGCAUCGGAAUAACACUGCUGUUCUGUAAGGAUCUGUGCGUUACCUCUUGUGCAACGAAUAAAGGACCGCUAAUUUAUGUUCUGGGAGGUAACAGUAUUUUGUAUUUAUUUGAAGUAAACCCAUGUAUCCAGUUCCCAAUUUAAAGCCUUGAACAGUAUUUUAUAUUUAUGUAUUCACUGCGCAUUUGGAUUGCAGUCAGCAAAUUAGCUGCAUGGGUCACUGUGUCACUUUUUAAACUCCUUUUGCUGUUUUUAUGAGUUUAGAGGAAAACUGCCACAUUGGAAAAGGAGAAGCUAUUUCCAAUUUCUUAAGGAGCCUAAACCAGCCUAGCUUCUGCCUUUGUUUUGCUUUGUGGUCUGUUAGCAUCAUCAUGGCCACCAGUUCAUUUGUGUACGUGCAUUUCUUAGAGACUGGUAACCUUUUGUUGGGGUUUUUUUCAGCAAGAAAAAAAGCUGCAAGAUCACGUGUAAGAAAAGCUUGUCUAGUUAUUUAAUCUCAAAGUUAAGUCAAUCUUUUGGUUAUUUCUAAUGUAUGUUUUAGGACUAUGUACAUUAGAAUAUGCAGUUUGUAAGCUCAGGAACAUUUUCUUUUCAUAAUGUGUGAUCUCUAGGAUUGCUAUCUUCCUAUAGUUUUUGAUAAAAUAAAUUAAAUUUAGUUUU
Phalacrocorax carbo (great cormorant) is the source of this 4219-nucleotide messenger RNA. The record is from RefSeq and is a predicted model, not a curated record. Lineage: Eukaryota; Metazoa; Chordata; Aves; Suliformes; Phalacrocoracidae.